ACAAACAUGCAUGUUUCUCUCUAUAAAUAGGGCCUUCUCUGCCAGGUAAAAAUAUGAAGCAAACCAGACAUAGAACUACGAGUCUUUUGUUGUGAACACUUUAAAAAUGAGGUCCUUUCAUGUAAGGUUGUUCUGUUUUGUGGUUAUGACUAUGCUCAUGCUUGGAGCACUUCCAUUUUCCUCAGAUGCACAGUUAGAUCCAUCAUUUUACAAAAACACUUGUGCCAAUGUUCAUUCCAUUGUUAGAGAAGUUAUAAGAAACGUUUCAAAAUCUGACCCAAGAAUGCUUGGUAGUCUCAUUUAUUAUUAUUAUUAUUGUUGCUUGUGGCAGGGUUGUGAUGCAUCAAUUUUGCUGAAUAGCACAAGUACCAUAGUGAGUGAACAAGGUGCAGGACCAAACAACAACUCAAUAAGAGGCUUAGAUGUUGUGAAUAACAUCAAAACAGCGGUUGAAAAUGCUUGUCCUGGUGUUGUUUCUUGUGCCGAUAUUCUUGCACUUGCUGCAGAAAUUUCAUCUGUUUUGGCUCAUGGUCCUGAUUGGAAAGUUCCAUUGGGAAGAAGAGAUAGUUUAACAGCAAACUUUACCCUUGCUAAUCAAAAACUUCCGGCUCCAAACUUCAACCUUAGUCAACUUAUCUCUACUUUUGCCAAUCAAUCUCUCAACAUAACUGAUCUAGUUGCACUUUCAGGUGCUCACACAAUUGGGAGAGCUCAAUGUAGAUUUUUCAGCAGUCGAUUAUAUAAUUUUAGCAACACUGGAAAUCCUGAUCCAACUUUGAACACAACCUAUCUACAAACACUUAGAUCAAUUUGCCCCAAUGGUGGAGCAGGGAAUACUCUCACCAAUUUGGACUUAACAACCCCAGACACAUUUGACAACAAAUACUUCUCCAAUCUUCAAUCUCUAAAUGGAUUGCUUCAGAGUGAUCAAGAACUUUUCUCUACAGUUGGUGCAUCUACACUUAGCAUUGUGAACAGUUUCAGCAGUAACCAAACUCUUUUCUUUGAAGCAUUUAAGGCAUCAAUGAUUAAGAUGGGUAAUAUUGGAGUUCUAACUGGCUCUCAAGGUGAAAUCAGAAAGCAAUGUAACUUUGUUAAUGGAAAUUCUGGAUUGGCUACUUUUGCUACUAGAGUAGAAUCAUCAGAAGAACAGGGUGUUAGCUCAGCCUAAAAAGAUUAUGUAUUUAUUGUGGGUUGGAAAUUUUAAAGUAGUUAUCUUCUAUAUUCACAUACAUAAAUAAGUCAUGUUGUUUGUGGAUUGGGAUUGAUUUUGUACUUGAUAGAUGUAUGGAUAUCCAUUUGUGUUUUGUAUCAUUUAAUUUCCAAUAAUGUUAUAUGAGAUUCGAGUGUUUUUUA
Molecule: messenger RNA, 1356 nt
Organism: Arachis duranensis
Lineage: Eukaryota; Viridiplantae; Streptophyta; Magnoliopsida; Fabales; Fabaceae
Product: peroxidase A2
Exons: 4
Coding region: 107-1171 (354 amino acids)
Biological process (GO): hydrogen peroxide catabolic process; response to oxidative stress
Molecular function (GO): peroxidase activity; heme binding
Source: RefSeq, a predicted model, not a curated record